CUUCCUGGGAGUUCGUCCUCGGUCAAGAAGAUGAGCUGGAUACUGUUUGGUAAUUGAAGGCCCGCGAUGCUGGUAUUACUUCGAACAUUGUACGGUACGCCGAAGGGGUAGGCCAGGGUGCCCUCGCUGGCGAAGAAAGGUCCAAAACCAUCAUCCCAUUCGCGUCGAUUAUUCGUCACGUGAUAAUUCGCCGUGGUAGCAGGCAUAGGCUCUCUCUGAGACGACAUAGUGACGGCUCACUGCCGGGGAAGACUGGUGUGACUGCGGCUAAGGCGGAACCAAAUGCAAUGAGGGUGCCUUGGCGCCUUGGCCGACUACUGCUUGAUCCACAAUGAACUCUCUCUUGCCCGCGCGACACCCACGGCGGGAACAACGUGCUGUCUCCAAUACUACCCAGGCUGACAGCAGCAAACCCCUCACCCGGCAGGCGGGCAGAGGAAGCAGCAGUCCCCAACGAUCGACUAGUAAGCAUCCAUCCCGCUCAACCGCCGAGAUGCUCAGCGGGAUAUCCAACACGCGAAGCCUCGCCUUCCUCAUGAACGUGGCGGGUGAGGACAGCGAGGCAGACGACGACGAGAACGACUUGAUCGCAGCCCCAUCACCUCAGCAGAGGUCGCCAUCGACACCCGAGGAGAAGCAGGCAGAGAAGAAGCACCGGCACCCUUCAGGGCAGUGCGGUCCCCUGCUGCUCAACCACACCGCAGCGGCAGCAGCGGGCCACCGCUGCCGCCACUCUUCCUUGCUGCCUCUCGCGGAUCUUGAUCAGCUGAUGCCGGGGCUGCUGACCUGCCGCGACGACAACAUGUCCAAGCUCGCCACCCACAGCGACGACGACAGCGGCGACCAGGCCCUCGGACAUGGGCAUGGCAGCCCCGCUGGCGACAAGAACGAGCAGCCCAGCACCGGACGAACGGUAGCCGUCUCCGAGUUCUCCAACUUGGCGGGCACGGGCGCGGCGGCUACCGUCGUUUUCCCUCCACGAAAGCCGGCGGCGGGUGGAGACGGUCGUGCCGGUCGAUCAUCUCUUGGUCUCGUGCCCUCCUACUCCUCUGUGGAGUAUGCCGGGUGGUCCAAGUUUUGCCUGGCGUCCAGCGACACCGAGAACGAGGGUGGCAGCUCGGAUUCCUUCGAGCAGGCCAAGGAGGACGAAUCCGAGGACGACAGCCGGACCUAUUCCAUCACCAGCGGGGAGGAGGAUGACGGCCACGUCAACAGCGACGAGACGGACCCGCCGCUGCGAGGCGAGCAGGACUUUUUCGACGGAGGAGGCGACGGCGGCGGCGGGCCGAGCAGCGGCAAGAGCUUCGACAGCGACAUCCACUUCACGGUGCAGGAAACCCAGGCCAUACUCCGGGUCAUGGAACGUCUCGGCUGCGGAGCAACGACCCUUGCCAGGUUCGCGUCCUUCACCCUGGAAGACUGGAUGGAUGAGGUCUGCGACCCGAUCAUCCAGGACCUCCGGGGGAGCCAGAGCUACCGCGCCUCCGGCCUCGACGCGCGGCACCGCUUCGGCCGGGAGGAGAGCGUUCCUCCUCUCAAGAGGUACAUCAGCGCCGAGCUCUACCCGGCGUCCACCGCCUUGCUCCGCGACGCUCUCCCGGCGAGGGUCCGGCGGCGGGCGUUCGUCAACACGGCGGCGGCGAUGCGGGGAGAGGCCGAGGACCCGUUCUGCAGCGUUCUCGGAAACAACGAAAGGCUCGCCGUCGAGGGCGUGGGGGGUGGAUUUGGCAAGGGUAUCGGCGAUGACACCCGCAACAAUUUCGCUUCCGUCGUUGCGAGGCGGCUCGCGGAGCACGGGAGGGCCCACAAUAACGCCGCUACCGGCACCUCCCGCACCGAUGUUGCUGCCACAAGUGCCCUUGUUGGUGGUGAUCGAGGCGGUCCUGGUCGUAGUCGGCGUGGGCCCGCCGCUGCCACCGGAGGAAGAGGAGCCGCUGCCGACGUCGCCGUCCGGGGGGCGUCUCAUGCCGUUUCGAUCUACCGCGACAGCAGUGACAGCGAGAGUGACGGCGGGGUGAUGGAAGUGACCGCUCCUCCUGGUGCCUCCGCUAUUGCUGAUACUGCCUCCGCUGCAGUUGCUGCUGAUGCUACCGCUGCUGCCGCAGCAGCAGGUCGAGGGGAGAGAUCGGAGCCGCGCCGAUCGUUGGCGCUGAGAGUCGACCUCGAUGCCGUUCGCGCCGCCCGAAAGGUCCCGAAACACGCCAUCUGGACGGGAGGAGGCGAGGGGAACACGCCGUCAGGUUUUGAAGAAAGCAGCAGUAGUAGUGACCACAGCAGCAGUAGCGGCGGGUGCCGGUCUGGCGAGGAGGACGAUGACGAAGACUACUACGCCGGGGACAGCGAUUCCUGUAGCCCCAGAAGCUCCUCGCCCCCUUCCAUGUUUCGACCCCUUUCGCGGCCGACCGGUGGCGCGCCGGACGUGGCGGGCUUCGCCCGGCUCCGCGAGCACCACACGAGGCAGCGGCCCUCCACCACCGUCGCGCUUGCCCUCAAUACCGACACCAAGGGCCAACGCCACCCGGCUAAAUCCUUCAAGGCGGCUGCUGGACGAGGUUCUGCUGUCGGUGGCAGCGUAGUUGGUUACGGGUGGCAAGGCGCCAGUCCAAGGCGGGGGGCGCCGGGGUCGGCUAGGCCGGCGGUCGAGGCGGCGGCGGCGGUGGUAGCGGCGGAGGCGAAAAAGAUCGCUGAACCCGAGCGGGCAACAACGGCCUCAAGGGGCAGGGUCAGGGUGACGGCCACCAGGCGGAUUCCGGCACCGAGGCCGGCAGCGCGACUGGCACGAAAACAUGGUGUGAUGGCUGGGCUGUCACCGCCGCCACCAUCGCAGGCGGGGUCGAUGCCGACUCCCGCGGCGAAAUCGGAAACGUCGGAGGCGGUCUCGGCAUCGGCGGCGGCGGCGCCGAAAGCCACGGUGGCAGCUGCGGCCGUAGCAGCAGCAGCGGCGGCGGCGGCGGCGGCGGUGACAACGGUAGCGAUGCCACGAGAGUUCUCUCCCGGUGACGUCUGCGGCAGCGGCACGAAGGCGGCGGAACCGUCGGCGGCUGCGGCGGCGGGAGAAAAGCGAUACGCUGAUGCCUGUUGCGGCACAGAAGCAGGCUUCACGACCGCGGCGGUGGCGGAGAGCGCGACGGAGUCGAAGCCGGAGUACACGCCAGAGAGUGACGAAGCGACGGCGACAAGUUCGGGAGAGGGGAGCCGCGAACAGGAUCUGCAAGCGGGCACACUCCGCAGCGGUGACUUGGACCGAAGGCACGCGUGCUACAAGCACGGGGCUGCCGUGCUGGGCAAGGAUGGCGUUGGCCCAGGGCCACAGAGAAAAGGGCGAGGAGACGAGAGAAGAAGCGGAGAGCAACAAGCAACACGGAGCAAGCGCGUGUUCUUCGCCAGCAGCUCCUCUGGCGACUCGAGCGCCAGCACCAGUGACAAAGGCACCGGCAGCUUGUAUCAUCAAGGCGAUGGUGGUGGUGGUGGUGGUGAAUUUGACCGUCAUUCGACUAGACCUGCGGUGGUGCCAGCACCAGCACCAGCAGAACCGAUGAACGUGCCGGCAGCAGGAGCGGAAAGGGGCCGUCUCCUGUACGAGCAAGUCAUCAGGAUGGGCGGAGCUGCCCAGCCGAAAAUGAGCCCACUCCGCCCACUGCCCAAACGCCGCCCGCGGGUGGUAUACGAAAGCCUGUGGUAAAUGGGAACCCCCCCUCCCCCGCGCUCCUCCUCCUCCUCCUCCUCCUCCUCCUACUCCUACUUGACAGUAGUACCGGAAUGCCUCGCUCGCGGCAACAGUCGGGCAGAGGCUGCGUCGGGCCAUGAUGUGAUUUAUCCUCUCUGGGAAUAGUCUACAUUCAUGCCGAGCCCUUGGGCGCAAGGCACGAAACAUGCGAUAGUGAGAGAUGGGGAGAAUUGUCUUGCCUGGGUGGAUUUGUUUUCUUCGUGCCAGAACUCCAAGCAGAGUGUUAUGCCAAAUUCCUCCACGACCUUGGCCGGCCUCUGAACAAGCAGGUCCGAGGUAGGGUGAUUAGAGAGGCUUGUAGCACUGGCAGGGGGCUCGUUGGGUGGGGGUUGUUCAUCCGAUUUGUGUGAAACGGCCCUGAUCGCGACUGUUGUCGGAGGCUUUGUGGAGAGUGUGGGGGUGGGCCAUGCUUGCCUUUGAGGGUUUGCAUGCCUCGAUCAGAUACAGGCUUGUGUCUGGUCAAGGACAGAAAAAGGGGUUGUAGGCUAGGACUUCACGGGUGCUCUUCACCUCGUUCUGGUUUGCUGUUGGUUGCGAGCGUGGGCCUCAAAAAAGGGCGUUGGGGGUCUGGAGGGCUAGGCUUGAAUUUGAAACGGUUGGAUAACCAUAUUAGGUUAUGUUUAGAUUUGUUGUACUCGUAAUCUCAUGUCCCUGCUAAAGUUUAUUGGUAGUGUAGGAGAUACUAUUACUUUGCCGUCUUGGUGAUCAUUGACCCCGCAUUCAUUUGAAACGGAUCCCUUGAUGUACCCUUAACAGAUAAAGAUUUCCUGCCCCGUUGUGUACAAAGAAAGGAGAGAGGGGAUGCAGGAGUAGUCUUGCUUGGUUUUUCGCGGAAGAGGGGGCGGUCGUCCUGCCCAGUAAACAUGUCGUUGUCAUGUCAGCCCUUAAAGGAAAGGGUGAUGAAUCGUCUCGUCCUCCCGACGAACGAACACAACAUGAAUAACUGUGGACAUUUGGUGAAAGAAACUGCGUUCUCACUCCUUUUGUUUUCUUCACCAAGGUGUGGGCCGGGAGUGUAGCAGGAGGAGGAAGAAGGCAUGCGUAGGCGUAGCAGUGCUUGUUGUUCGUUGGAGUCUCCGGUAUAACAGGGAUGCUGAGUCUAUGGUUUGGGCAGGAGUAGACAAUCCAGCAGCAGCUGCACCAUAGCUGCGCAAUUCAUCUUUAUUGCGGGCCUCAAAGUCGGGCUUCAGUGCUGUCUGUGUUUACAACGGGAAGAGUUAUGACGUUAUGGCAGCUUGAAGAGGAUUAUCUCCGUCAGGUUUCCAGGGAAGGGCGGCAGAUUCCGGUAAUAAAGAAUGGCGUAGAGAAUCGUGCCUUCGUAGAAGAUAUGUAAAUUCCACCUGUUUUGUAUCGAAUGGCUACAGUUGUUCACAGUACAUUCUUGUAGUAGUUUUGUAUUUGACGUGUUCGGAAAGUGUUUCGAUAAAUGCAUCGUAGACUAUAUAUUAUCCACAUGUGUGGCUGCAAGGUUUGUUCGGGGUGGUGACUACCUGGUUCAUUGUGCCAAGAAUGAAAUGAUUGUUGGAGAUUUCGGGAGGGGUGACAUCACGGAGUGCGUAUUUAGUAUCAUAUGAUGAGGCUCUUUUUUCUGCAGACUAGCCUAACCGGUCUGUUGUGGUGUAGGCGAGAUGCAUACAUCUUGUAUGGUUAACAAAAUAAAGCGGAC
Molecule: messenger RNA, 5393 nt
Organism: Ectocarpus sp. CCAP 1310/34
Lineage: Eukaryota; Phaeophyceae; Ectocarpales; Ectocarpaceae
Source: the annotation of a GenBank genome assembly